This is a messenger RNA of Puccinia graminis f. sp. tritici CRL 75-36-700-3, 1449 nucleotides long. RefSeq lists its product as uncharacterized. The record is from RefSeq and is a predicted model, not a curated record. Bases 215 to 1183 code for a protein of 322 amino acids. The transcript is spliced from 7 exons. NCBI's taxonomy places the organism in Eukaryota, Fungi, Basidiomycota, Pucciniomycetes, Pucciniales, Pucciniaceae.
UAAUUAUGCCUAUAUGAGUCAGUAGGUUUCUAAUACCCUCUCGACCAUACUGGAGAGACCAACCAGAAAGUCGCAAGUUGUUAUAUCCUUUCGGCUUCAAAACACUCUCACAGAAUCCUGGAUUGACCAAUAGGCCAAUCAGCUUCCUAACUCUGAUCCUCGCAAACUCAAUCUGCCAUUAUUAUAUUGUUAUAUAGGAAAAGAAGAAGAAGAAAUGCCAGAGCAAAAAUUCUUCUACUCUGUGGCUUACCUUCUUGCAGCCCCAAUUUCUGCUCUGAUUACCGGUAUCGCCUUGGAUCAUGCCUACUACUCAAGACAUGUCUCUCUAACGUUUCGCUGGGGAGUAAACGCCGUGACGUUUUUAGCCUUAGCAUUCAUCGUGAUCAUACUUCGAGAAAAUUACGCUAGCAUCAUGCCUCAGGGAAAUGAGGUGUUGAGAAGCUUGGAACGGCCUUCAGCUGCUCAGGUCUCAACUCCAGCAAUCAUCGGCUGCGUGCAAUUCCUGGUUCAAGUAUAUUACAUGAAGCUAUUUGUCAAACAAUUCGGGAAGAAGGCUUGGACGGUCGUCUUUCUACUCAUCUGUGUAAUAAACUUCUUCACUUCAUGGGGUUGUACGAUAACCAUCUUAAUCAAGCUGAGUAAACCAUCUGAAGACAUCGAUCUAUCCCAAACCGGGUUACCCAGCUUCCAACCGGAAAGCAAAAUUUUGGCAGCUUGGCUCGGAACUUCUUUGCUAGCCGAGUUGGUCAUUGUGGGCGGGAAUCUUUACUCAAGACGUAGUGCACGCCUUUUAGAUCAAGAGAAACCAAUCCGCUUUCUCAAUUAUGAUCACAUCUUGACCAAAAUAGGUGUCGUGGCGCUUCAAACCUCGGGCUUGAGUUCUUUGAUCAUCCUCACCGCUUUCUUGAUCUUUCUCGUCGAUUUCCUCAUUCCGGACGCGCCUAGUCCGGGAAUGACUGGAUGCUUCGUGUUACUCAACCUCAUGAGGAUCCCGGUGGGGUAUGCAAGCCUUGUUUUUUCACUCGUGAGAGAAAGAAGUUUGUCCAUCAACGCACUCCGAAACUCGUUGAUUGCAACUCCCAAUGGCACCCUGAAGGACUUCUCACUAGAGGAAUACAAGCAGAGCCAUCCAACCAACCAAGUCACUGUACAUACUGUCACAAGUCAAGUGUUCGAAAAUUGAGCAGUUAUAUUGUACAUAGGUCAAAUCUGAACUAGUCCCCGACUCGAAAGAACUCCAUUUUCACCAGAAACGGGGAGUCCAAUCCGAUUCAAAUCGAAGACAUCAUGAAGUUAAAUUUAGUGCUGAAGAUUUUCUUAUGACCAUGUUUCAAAUCUUCAAGCCUCAAUCACGAAAAAUUGUAGAUACCACGUUCAUAAUGUGAAGAACCCGAUAUUCCUUCUGAUUUCAUGAUUCAUUUCAAAAAAGUAAAAAUAAUAAAAUUGUAA